AAACUGUCAGAUUCUCACCAUGAUGCUGCAGAAAUUCAACUUUCCAGCAAUCUCUCUUCACUCCAUGAUGAAACAGAAACAACGAUUUGCAAACCUCGCCAAGUUUAAAGCCAGCGUCUAUAAGAUCCUGAUCGCCACAGAUGUAGCUUCCAGAGGUUUGGAUAUUCCGACUGUUCAGGUGGUCAUUAACCAUAACACCCCGGGACUUCCAAAGAAUUACAUCCACAGAGUCGGACGGACAGCAAGAGCAGGGAGGAACGGCGUGUCGAUCACGCUGGUGACGCAGUAUGACAUCCACCUGGUUCACUGCAUUGAAGAGCAGACGAAGACCAAGCUGAAGGAAUAUCCCAUUGAGGAGAAAGAAGUCCUGAAGAUCCUCACGCAGGUCAAUGUGACCCGGCGGGAGUGUGAGAUUAGACUUGAAUCCACUGACUUUGAUGAGAAAAAGGAGAUUAACAAAAGGAAACAGCUGAUCCUGGAGGGGAAGGAUCCAGACCUGGAGGCCAAGAGGAAAGCUGAGCUGGAGAAGAUCAGGAGGCAAAAGAAGAAGUUCAAACAGAAAAUCCAGGAGAACAUUCAGAGACAGAAACACAAACAAGUGAAAAAGAAAAUAAUGAAGAAAAAACAUUCAGAAAAAAGCUGAGGCGGCGUCUUCGUGAAACCUGCCUCGUGUGUGUGUGUGUGUGUGUGUGUUUUGAAAGUUUAGUUUACCUGAUGCCUCUGCAAAUAAAUCUUGACACAAACAGCUCAAAUUCACCACUUUUAUUGAGUUGACAGGGGAACCACCAUCUUGUGAAAAUGAUAACGCUUCAAAUAUGUAUUUACAUCAUACUGAGGCCCCAGUUAGUCUAUCGGUUUAACCUCUGUUUUAUGAUAGAAUCGGUGUGUAACUGAAUCACUUCUAAAAUGACCACUGCACGGUCGAUUGCGGCUCAGAUGAUGGAGGAAAACAAACAAACAAAAAAAAAAAAA
Messenger RNA from Austrofundulus limnaeus, 972 nucleotides. Its product is annotated as probable ATP-dependent RNA helicase DDX49. Gene Ontology annotation, molecular function: nucleic acid binding; RNA helicase activity; ATP binding. NCBI's taxonomy places the organism in Eukaryota, Metazoa, Chordata, Actinopteri, Cyprinodontiformes, Rivulidae. The record is from RefSeq and is a predicted model, not a curated record. Gene Ontology annotation, cellular component: cytosol.